AUGGAGGCAGCCGACGAUCGCGACUCGAGCCCGCUCUCCGAGGCGGGCAGCGGCCUUGCAGGCCAGGAAGACAACGGGCUGUCCAGGCGACAAUCCGGGCGUGUUAGGCGGAAACCAGAGAUAUUUUCUUCACAGACCUUCAAUUCGAGCCGUCCAAAGAGGAAGCGCCAGUCCGCGGCCAAUGAAGAUGAAGAUGACGCGUUGAAUGAUACCUCUGAUCAGGCGCGAGAGGAAGAUGAGGAAGACGAUGAACAAGAUGGGGAAACCGAUGCGAGCGAGGGAGAAGCUGACGAAGAGGAGCUGAGAGAGCGCAGACAGGGGAGGAAUAGGGCUGCUGCUGGCAAGAAACAGCAGAAUCAAAGCAGGAAACCCAAGGCCAAGCCGGCUGCGAAGAAACAAAAGAUCGCGAACGGGAUAUCGACCGAGCUUGCCCUGCGUCCCAUCAUGAACGGGCAGAAGCCGAAACCGCAGAGUAGGAAGAAGAAGCCUCGAAUGAGGCAAAGCGAACUUGGUGAUGAAGACGGGUUAUACGCGGAGGUGUUUGGACGCGGUCAUACCACGGAGGCCGUUGCGGCGGAGUGGCUCACAAAAUACGAAGAAAAUAAUAUCAACGGAAUGCGCGACUUGAUCAAUUUCAUCCUAAGAUGCUCCGGAACCGAUAUAAAGGUUGAAAGCACCGACAUAGAGGACGUCGACAACGUUGCCAAUCGCCUGAACGACAUACAGGAGGAAUAUCAGGCACAAGACAUCACCGACUAUCCGCUUGUGUCGAAAGCCAGGAACUUCAAGUCUUUCCAGUCUGUCUUGACCAGCUUCUUUGAUGACCUUAUUCGAACCAUCCACAGUGCGUCUACGCUUUACACCGACCCUGCGCUCAUUGAGAACAUUCAAGUUUGGAUUACCUCGAUGUCGUCCGCCCCGAUCAGACCGUUCCGACAUACCGCUACCAUCGUCUCCCUUACCAUCAUGACCACGCUAUGCCAUAUCGCCCGGGAAGUUUCAUCCAGCGUGUCAAAUACUCGAACUCAACUAGAAACGGAGCGGAAGAAAAAGACUACGAAUAAGGGAAGAAUCAGUGCUUUGCAAACUAAGAUCCAGGAAGGGCAGAAACGGCUCGAAACCAUUGACGAGAUUCUUCGGGACUCGUUUGACACAGUCUUUGUCCAUCGGUAUAGGGACGUCGAUCCCAAGAUCCGACAGGAGUGUAUGGGUCUAUUAGGCUUAUGGAUCGGCCUAUACAAGGACAUGUUCUUUGAUGGUCAAUAUCUUCGGUACCUUGGUUGGGUUCUCUCGGACACUGUAGCCGCUACUAGAUCCGUUGUUGUCCAUCAGCUGCAGAAACUGUUCCAGAAUAAAGACAAUAUCCCCGGAUUACGAGCUUUCACUGAACGGUUCCGUCCCAGGAUAGUGGAAAUGGCAGUUAGAGACGCAGAGCCUGGAGUUCGUGCUGCUACAGUGGAACUAUUAGACGUCAUCCGUGAUGCUGGUCUUCUAGAACCCGAUGACAUUGACAGUAUAGGAAGGCUUAUAUUCGACACUGAGCCUCGGGUCCGUAAAGCUGCCGGAAAGUUCUUUGUCGCAAACAUUGCAGACGUUUACGAGUCUUCAAUUGAGAGUAUGGAAGAAGAAGUCAACGAAUUCUUUGGCGAAGAGGAUGAUGAGAAUUUCGAUUCCCCAAAUCGAUCCUGGAUCAAGUUCAAAUGUCUUGUGGAUAUGUUGCAGGUUUACGAUUCGCAAGAGUCUGAGUUGCACGAUGGAAACGAACAGCCUCCAUCUCGAUCUGCGCCAUUUGGUAGUCCGAUCGGUUCCAGAUUUGUCCUUGCCACCGAAUCCAUUUACCCUCACUUCAAAGAUUUCGAGCACUGGGAAUCUCUAGCCGGGUACUUACUCUAUGACCAUUCGCAGAUCUUAGAGCCGUCAGACGACAGUGAUCCUACAGAUGCCAUAAAGUACCUGUACAAGCUUAAUGAGGGUCAGGAGACCAUUCUUCUAGAGGUCCUAGAAUGCGCUGUCAAACUACACAUCCAAGCUGUUUCGAAGUCAGACGUAGACAAGAAAGGGAGGAAAACGAAGCAAUCGGUGCAAAUGAUGGAGGAGCGCCUGGAGUCUAUUGCACAUAACUUAUCCCAGAUAAUACCUCGACUUUUGAAUAAGUUUGGCGCCGUACCGGAAGCUGCAUCUCCCGUCCUGAGACUAGAACACCUUGUCAACCUUGAUCUUAUCCAGGAUCUACAAAAGGAUGCUGCGGCAUACUCCGACCUUAUGAACAAUAUCAACCAACAAUUUUUGACACAUUCAGACCAAGAAGUACUAGCCGAAGCUACAGUCGCAUUCCUGCGCGCUCGAAACUCCGAUGAGCUCAAAGAAGCCAUGGAGGGCAAGAUUCAAGAACUCUGGGACGACACCAUUGAUUCUUUGAGCAGCAUAUUAGCGGACAAAAAAGGGCCUGAGGUCAUGAGCCUGUCAUUGGGAUCACUCAAGACCCUUUCCAAUACCGUAAUGCGCAUAUCGAAUCUUGCUAGCAUAUCUGAUUGCACUUCGACUCUAGAGGCAGUGCCUCGAUCUACAUCGAAGAAACGGAGUGGGCGCGCAGAAGCCCCCGUGGAUUUACUUCUCUCGUUAGCUAAACGAGGCCUCCGUGAAGAGGAUGAUGACGAGGACGUGAAUAAACUUGAGCAGGAGAUAGCUACGAACACAUUCAAAACAUUAUUGGUUUACUUCAUGUGGAAAAUCCAAAGCUUGACUGCCGCCCUCUCCUCCGGCAGCAACAAGGGCGCAUACAACGCUGGAUAUUUCGAGUCUCUCUCCCAGAGACGCGAAUCGUUCGUUGCAACGCUUUGCGCACUUAUGCAGGCGCAUGGAUCUGGUAUAAAACAAGUCAAACUUGCAGCUACAACGACACUCCUCGAUCUGCAGACUGCCUUUGGUACACUUCGCCAUGCGGGGCCUCCGGGGAAGAAUCUAACUGCCAUGACGGAAAAUGAACUCGCCUUCCAAGUACAAGAAUUACCCCAAGAGAUCACCCCUGAGAUACGUUCCCUCCUUUCCCGCCUUCACGACACCGCCGAACGAACCUUCGCCAAGAAGUCGAAACGGAAGCUAGACCUAGCAGCUGACGCUGAGCCGUUGGAGAGUGAAUCAGAGGUUGAGCUCGAUUCAGACAACGAUGAGGAUGGAAGUGAUGCCGAUGAGAAUGAAGACGAUGUCAAGCGUGCAACGCUCCUUGCUGAACAGAGACUUUGCGAGAUUACCGGCAAAAUCGUCCUAGCUAUUAUCGGUCGGGUGUUGGAUGUUUCUGGCCCACAAGCAGGAAAAUUGCAACGCAAACUUCUCAGAAACAAAUCGCGCCUAGGACAGAACUAUAAAGAGGUUAUUUCGUAUUUGGAAGAUAGUCAAAAAGAGGGUCGGACCGUCCGGAGGCGGGUGGUAUCUAAGGGGAAAGAACCAGAGGGCCAUGAUGCUGCUGGUGCAAAUGGAGCUGCCUCAAACACCCGCAACGGAAAGGUCAAAUCUACAGAAAUGGUAGAAGAUGAGGACGACGAUGAGGAUGAGGAAGAAGAAGAGGCAGCUGUCGGGGAAGAAGAUGACGAAGAGAAUCUACGGGUCAGGGGUCUAGUCGAAGAUGAGGAGGAGCAACAAGACGCGAGUGACGGAGAGGAACGAGAAGAAGCAUCGCCCACUCCAGAUGACGAUAUAAUGGGUGAUUAA
Arthroderma uncinatum is the source of this 3708-nucleotide messenger RNA. RefSeq names its product nuclear cohesin complex subunit. The coding region runs from base 1 to 3708 and encodes 1235 amino acids. Gene Ontology annotation, cellular component: chromatin; nucleus; cohesin complex. Gene Ontology annotation, molecular function: chromatin binding. Gene Ontology annotation, biological process: sister chromatid cohesion. Lineage: Eukaryota; Fungi; Ascomycota; Eurotiomycetes; Onygenales; Arthrodermataceae. The record is from RefSeq and is a predicted model, not a curated record. The transcript has 2 exons.